UCCCUCUGCAUCCGUCCCAGAGAAAGCCUAAUCCCGUUAGCUGUGCUUUCUCAUGGAUAAUCCCUCCACUUCCCACCUGGCCGUCCUUCAGCCUCAGCCUCUCUCUGGGAUGACCGUCUUCUGCUGAACACUGCAGCAUGUUUAGCUGGGUGAUAAAGGUUGUUCCCCAGCCUCCAGCAUCUCCUGGGAAGCUGGCAGAGGAGGACCAGACCAAUGCUUCCACUGCAGCACCAGAUGUGACGAAAAAAGAGGAAGUAAAACAAGAAACUUCCAAGCCAACGGAGGAGGUCUCAGAGGAAAACAGCUCUCAGAGUAGGGUUUUGAGUUGGCUCUCUCAUGGGUUCAGCAGUGCUCUCCCUCAGCCAGUAAACUCCUCUAAACUGGCCAACAGUGAAGUUAAGCAUGAGGAGAAUGCAGUGAGCAGCAGUAACACAUCGGACCAGGCUGGAAUGAUAGGCUGGAUUGUGCAGGGACUGGGAAAAGUGGUUCCACAGCCAGAUGAGAAAUACAAGGGUCACACAGAGCCAGAGGAGGUCACUGAGCUUGCAGUUCCAGUGGUUAAAGUGGAUCCUCCAGUGCAAGAGGUCAAAGCCGUUCGUGAUGCUGAGCCACUGCCUCAUAUUCCUGUGGUGGAGGUUGUGUCUGAUGAGGACCCAGACACUGCUAAUGUGCCCUUCUCUCCCAGAGUAAUAGAAUGGAUUAAGCAUGGUUUUGAGAAGGUAGUUCCACAUUCUCCUGUCCAUCUUCAUCCUCCCGCUGCUACAGAGGCACCCGCCCAGAAGGCUGCUUCUGCUCCUGUGACUCCCUGCAAACAAGAGCCAGCACCUGCACCUGCACCAACACCUGCUCCUGCACCUCCACCACCGCCUGCACCUGCACCUGCGCCAGCACCUCCACCUGCACCUUCAUCUGCACCUGCAGCUCCUGAGCAGCCUAAAGUAGCUGAGGAUUCCAAAGGCACAAAUGUGGUUGGCUGGAUUGUACAGGGGUUCGGACGCAUCAUACCACAACCAGUACUGAAACCAAAAGAGGACAGCUGUGAUGUCGUUCAAAACGUCUGCAUCCUGCAGGACCCGUGUGAUAUGGUGCUGGAGGAGGUGGACUCAGACUGGGAGGCCCAGCAGAGGGAGCAGGGCUCGGGGCAGGACGUCCAGGCUGAGGAGCAGGUGCCACAGGAGGGCUCAUCCCUGCUGCAGGUGCUGCCCAAUAUCCUGCCGCACAUGCUGGCCAUGCAGGAGCAGGAGGACGCAGAGACCCAGACUGAGCGCUGGAUGCCUCUCAUUGAGAGCAUCAAGAAGGAAGCAGAGGAGAUUGCCAUAGCAAACAUAGAGGAGAGACUUCAGCAGGAGUGUGUGGAAGCGGCUCGUAUAGCAGAGGAUCUGGCCCGGCAGGCUGCAGAAUUGGCCGUCAGACAGCUGGAGGAAGAGCAAACCACACAGAUCAUCAUCGACACGAAAACUGAAGAGCUGGACAAUGAGGAUCAACUGCCAAAUAUCCAGGAGGAAGAGAAUGAAGAAGAUCCGGAGUUACAGCCGCUCGGUGAAGAGAGUGAGGAGGAGAGAGAGGAUAGUAAGAUCACAGAUGCUGACAUGAAAAGGAGCCUGGUGGACGUCUGCCCGGCGGAGCCCUCGCCGCAUGAGUCUGAGGUUUCAGAUCAGGCACUACAAGCAGAUCCGGUCUCACCACCCGUGACCACUCAGCCUCAGCGAGCCACAUCUUUACCUCCUGAUGCUGACCAGGAAGAGGAACCUCCUGAAGAAGGAUGUGGAGUGCCUGCUAGCUGUUCUGGCAUAAAGAGCUGGAUUCUUCGCAUCCCCCAUGCUUCCACAUGUCUGAGCAGCUUACACCUGCUGAAAAACAAUAAUGUUCCCCUGCCCAAGAUGCCCUCCGAUCUCCUGCUGCUAUACCAGGAGAUAUCCCAGCUUCCAAAACAAGCCAACCAGUGCUUCCAGAACGUUAUCCAUCGCCUCAACAUCCUCAAGCCCAUGUACCUGCUGAUUCUUUCUUUCACAGACUUGAUCUACGUGGUGUGGCUGUUCUUUGUGACCCUCGCGUGGAACUGGAAUGCUUGGCUGAUCCCUGUGCGCUGCACUUUCCCGUACCAGACGUCUGAGAACAUUCACUGGUGGCUGCUGAUGGACUACUUCUGUGACGGCAUUUAUAUUCUCGACAUCUUCGUUAUGCAGCCCAGACUGCAGUUUGUGAGAGGAGGGGACGUUGUGUGUGACAAAAUAGCAAUGAGAGACAACUACAGGCAAACAGAGCGAUUCAAGAUGGAUGUGAUCAGUCUCUUUCCACUGGAUUUCCUGUACGUCUUCACAGGCGUCAAAUCUCUCUUGCGGUUUCCUCGCCUUCUAAAGUACAAUGCAUUCUUUGAGUUUAAUGAUCGUCUGGAAGCUGUGAUGAGCAAAGCCUACAUUUACAGGGUGAUCCGGACGAGUGCGUACCUGCUGUACUCUCUGCACUGUAAUGCCUGUAUUUUCUAUUGGGGUUCUGACUAUGAAGGACUGGGUUCUACCAAAUGGGUCUAUAAUGGCAAAGGAAACAGUUAUAUUCGCUGCUACUACUUUGCUGUGAAGACUCUGAUCACCAUCGGAGGUUUGCCUGACCCCACCACUGUCUUUGAAAUCGUCUUCCAAAUGCUCAACUACUUCGUGGGAGUCUUUGCUUUCUCCAUCAUGAUUGGUCAGAUGAGAGAUGUAUUUGGAGCCGCCACUGCAGGUGAGGCCUAUUAUAGACACUGUGUGGACAGCACUGUCAAAUACAUGAGUUCCUACAAGAUCCCCCGCGAGGUCCAGAACCGCGUCAAGAUCUGGUACGAUUACACCUGGAAGUCGCAAGGCAUGCUGGAUGAACAGGAGUUACUUAUGCAGCUGCCAGAUAAGAUGCGUCUGGACAUCGCUGCAGAUGUCAACUACAGCAUUGUCAGUAAAGUGGCGCUUUUUCAGGGAUGUGACAGACAGAUGAUAUUUGACAUGCUCAAGAGGCUGAAAUCCGUGGUGUACCUUCCGGGAGACUUUGUUUGUAAAAAAGGUGAGAUCGGCCGAGAGAUGUACAUCAUCAAAGCUGGAGAGGUGCAGGUGGUUGGAGGACCUGAUGGGAUGACGGUGUUUGUGACUCUGAGAGCUGGCUCUGUGUUUGGGGAAAUUAGUUUGCUGGCGGGUGGUGGUGGGAACCGACGAACAGCUAACGUAAAGGCCCAUGGUUUUGCUAACCUCUUCAUCCUGGAUAAGAAGGACCUGGCAGAGAUCUUAGUGCACUACCCCGAGUCCCAGAAGCUACUGCGCAAGAAGGCCAAGAAAAUGUUGACCAAAGAUAAGAAGCCUGCAGAUGAGAAGGGCCAGGCUAAAGAGACGGGUGAGGUCAUCCCUCAGCGGCCGGAGACGCACAAACUAUACAAGGCUGCACUGGAGGUUGGCACGGGACAGACUUUUGCCAAGCUGAAGGAGACAUAUAAGGGAGCAACUCUAGAGCCAUCCACUCCCGCAUCCGGCAGGACCUCCACAGCUCCAGUGCCUCCUCCCUCACCCAUGCACCGCCGUUCACCCAUUCCCCGGCCUCACGUCCCAGAUGAAGAUGACAUGGUAUCAGAGACCACCGACAGCACCAUGAUCAUCCGCAUGACUCCCCGCGUUGAGGGAGAGGAGAUCCUAUCUGUGGAAAUCAGUCCUGGAGAGGGAGUGGAGGCGGAGGCGGAAGAUCCAAGCAAAACUACUGACAAGUGAGAGAGAGGAAGAGGGCAAGGACAAAGACCAGAGUAGGGAUAGGGUAGAAAGCCUAAAGAAAAGCCCAAUGCAUACAUCCCUCGUCAUGCUUUCUGUAUUAGCGUGUUGAUGAAAGUCCUACACAUGCUUUUCAACCAGGUCAAGCCAAACAGGUUUUCAAGACUCUUGUAAAAACUCUUUGGAGACUCUCUAGGCAGCUUUUCGAAAAGGAAAGUUCCCUGAGGAACCAAUAUUGUAAGUUCCUGCAAGAAAUCUAUGCUUCCAGUAUUCUUCUAGUAAACUCAUCAUAAGGUUUUGAGGCAUUUGAAACAUAUAAUGAAGAUGAUACACAAUAUCUGUAGUACUUUCACUUGCCUAGAGGUUCUCAAGAGGUUAAAAGUAUUCAAUUUUUUAUGCUUAGCGUUCACACUUUCAUUUUUAAUACAGUUUAGAUGUCUUUGGUCCGUGUUACGCUCAUAUUUCAGUUGAACCGCACCAGAGUUUGUCUGGAAGUGGACCGAGACCUACCUUUUCAUGGUAGGUUCAUCAUCCACUUGUUUGGUGCGCCCCAAGGUUUAAAUGUCAGUGUUCACACUUAUUCAAAUAAACUGCACUAACAGAGCAAUUGCACCAGAUUUCCUUUUAACCGUCCCAAACCUGCCAAGUGUAAACACGGUCUAAAUAUUAUUAUUUGAAGGUGAAGUGAGCUUCUGAGCGGUAUUCCAGAAAGAAGAGUUAACUCACUUUCAUAUAAAUCCCAAAUCCCGUAACGCGUCUGGGAGUAAGUUCAGUCGAGUAUGUUCAUGGUGAACACACAUAGACAUUCUCAACAGGAGUCAGCAUGGAAACGGACGCCAAGAAGAAGUGCACCAUACUUCUUUUGAUUAAUGGCAAUUUAUAUUUUUAGUAGUGCUGUCAAACGAUUAAUCGUGAUUAAUCG
This is a messenger RNA of Sinocyclocheilus rhinocerous, 4644 nucleotides long. Its product is annotated as cyclic nucleotide-gated cation channel beta-1-like. The transcript has 36 exons. NCBI's taxonomy places the organism in Eukaryota, Metazoa, Chordata, Actinopteri, Cypriniformes, Cyprinidae. The coding region runs from base 138 to 3725 and encodes 1195 amino acids. The record is from RefSeq and is a predicted model, not a curated record. Gene Ontology annotation, biological process: retina homeostasis; monoatomic cation transmembrane transport. Gene Ontology annotation, cellular component: plasma membrane; intracellular cyclic nucleotide activated cation channel complex; photoreceptor outer segment. Gene Ontology annotation, molecular function: intracellularly cAMP-activated cation channel activity; protein-containing complex binding; intracellularly cGMP-activated cation channel activity.